Molecule: messenger RNA, 1956 nt
Organism: Chaetomium strumarium
Lineage: Eukaryota; Fungi; Ascomycota; Sordariomycetes; Sordariales; Chaetomiaceae
Exons: 3
Coding region: 355-1776 (473 amino acids)
Source: RefSeq, a predicted model, not a curated record
CCGGAUCGCACUGGACCUAGCCCGCAGGAUUCGAAAGUUUGAAUACCUUACGUACUAGUCCGGUUCCAGAACUUCCAGGCGUCCGCCAAGCGCGCCCUGUUAUUGUUAUCCACUAUCAGGUGGAGCGAUGGAGCUAGUGCUGACCGUUGCCGCUGGUCUUCAAGCAAGGGUGAGGAUUAAGGUCUGUAUUAGCGUCUGCAGUUCGAGCUUGUCUCUCGUCUACAAAAGAAGCAGCAUGUCCCUCCAGUGUUCGCGGGGAUACGGAGGACAAGUCCAUUAAUACAACACAAAUUCCAUAAGGUUUAUUGUACAAUACAUACAUGUAGGUAAGACCUGGGUACUAUCUAGGCAACCAUGGAGGUCAUCCCCAUCUCGGCGCUCGAUAACGUCGGCGCCUUCCGCAACACCCGAGUGCGGACCUUUUUCCUCCUCGACGACCGACUCGACGAGGUCAAGCUGCGCGAUGCCUUGACGGGUCUGAUCCGAGAUCAUUGGCGCAAGUUGGGUGCCCGCAUAGUCAUGGGCAAGAACAAGCGGCGUCCCGUCUACCACGUGCCCAAGGUCUUCGACGACAACUACGAGCUCUUCCGCUGGUCGGUGGACCACAGCGCCUCCCCCAUCGACGAGGCGGCCCCCGAGCUGCAGCUCAAGACCGCCAAGCCGGAAGGCGGCGUGGCUGUGCUCCCGUCGGUCGAGGUCUUUGACGCCCGCUUCCGUCCCCAGCACUGGCCCAUCAGCCUCGACGCGGAACCCGACGCGCCGCUGCUCCUGGUGCACCUGUCUCUCUUCGCCGACGCCACCGUCAUCUCCACCAGCCACCCGCACAUCCUAGGCGACCAGCUCGGUCUGGCCAACAUACUCAAGGCCUGGCUGGGUCUGCUCGAGCACAAGGCACCUCCGCCGAUGGUGGGGUACAACGAAGACAUCCUCCCCGGCCAGAAGCCCUUCGCCGAGUAUCCCAAAUCCGAGACCUUCAAGAAGGGCCGGCACCGCGUCCGCGGUCCCUUUGAGAGACUCUUCAUUCUCCCUGGCUACAUCUGGGAGAUGAUUCUCGAGCCCAAGGAAGAGAAGGCCACCGUCUUUUUCCCGUUGCCUGUGCUCCAAUCCCUCCGCGAGCGGUACACCGCAGGGCUCAGCGAGAAGGACGGCGCCAGUGCAGAGCUGACCAAUGGCGAUAUCAUUUCGGCCAUCAUGACCAAGCUCGUCCGCCUCUACUCCAACAAGAAGCCGACCCUCAGCCUGACACAAACCAUCAAUCUCCGCGGCCGCAUCCCCGCGCUCUCCACGCCGCAGGCCCAAGCAGGCUACCUCCACAACGGCCUCAUCUAUGCCACGUCGCGCUUCCGCUACGACCCGGCCAUGCCGGCGUCGGAGAUUGCCCGGCUCAACCGCGCCGCCGUCGCCGACGUCCUCGGCGACGAGGACACCAUCGAUGUGCUCUGCGCCGUGUCCCGCGAGCAGCACCGCCGGGACCAGCCGCUGCACAUCUGCGAGCCGUGGGAGCGCAGCUACCACAUCACCAACUGGGCGCCCGCCUGGCGCGACCUCGACUUCGGCCCCGCGCUGGCCGAGGACGCUAGGGAGGCCAGGCAGGGGAGGCGCGUUGGCUUGGUCGUGCACGGAGAUGGCCAGGUGCCCGGCGUACCGGCGAGAUACGUGUCGUUUAUCACGUCCAAGAGCGAGGACGGCUACUGGGUUAGUUUCGGGACGACGAUCCGGGGGAUGGAAGCGGUGCGGAAGUACCUUGCUGAGGAUCCGAUGCUGGAGAGGUUCUAGCGGGCCAAAGGGGAGAGACGGGAUGACGUUUACAUUGAUACUUCGUAUAGAUCGAGAAGUCGCGAUCUUUCAUUAAAUUGUAGGUCAGCCUCAGUGGAGUCAAGGAUUCCUUUGUAUAAACACAUACCUAGGUAGUUGGACAGCUAGGUCACCGAAUAAUUGCAUUUCCUUUCUCGGCUU